This is a messenger RNA of Clonostachys rhizophaga, 1629 nucleotides long. Lineage: Eukaryota; Fungi; Ascomycota; Sordariomycetes; Hypocreales; Bionectriaceae. The record is from the annotation of a GenBank genome assembly.
AUGGCUGCCGUAGGCCAGUCCUUCACGCGAGAAGAGGUUCGCGAUCACACUUCGGAUGACUCCCUCUGGUGUGUGAUUGACAGCACGGUCUACGACCUCACCGACUUCGUCGACGCCCACCCGGGCGGCGAGUCGGUCCUCAAGCAGAUCGCCGGCCAGGAUGCCACCACCGCCUUCUACAACCUCCACCGCCAUGAAGUCCUCGCCAAGUACGCCGACCUCGCCAUCGGCACCAUCCAGAACGAGAAGCCCCAAGUCAUCAGCCCACAACCCGGUGACCUCUGUCCCGUCCCCUACUCAGAGCCUCUCUGGCUGACAGCCCCCUUCCGGACCCCCUACUACAAGGACUCCCACCGCCGUCUGCAAAGGGCCGUCCGCGAGUUCAACGACCGGCAUCUCACACCGGAGGCUCAUGAGUGCGAGAGGACGGGCGACUUCAUCAGCCAGGGGAUGAUCGAGCACAUGAGCCGGCUGGGGAUCCUGCACAUGCGUCUGGGGCCCGGGAAGCACCUCCACGGCGUGGAGCUGAUGGGCGGGGCCGUCAAGGGCGAGGAGUUUGACUACUUCCACGACCUGAUCGUCUCGCAGGAGCUGUGCCGGCCCAUGGCCCGAGGAUUCCAGGACGGGAACAUGUCUGGGAUGACGAUCGGUCUCACAGCGGUGCUCAACUUCUCUAGGAACUUGGAGUGGAGGAACAGGAUUGCGGACGAGGUGUUCAGCGGGCGGAAGAAGCUGAGCCUGGCUGUGACUGAGGCGUUUGCCGGUUCAGAUGUUUCCGGGCUAAGGACGACGGCGGAGAAGACACCUGACGGAAAGUACUAUAUCGUAAACGGUACCAAGAAGUGGAUUACGAAUGGCCUUUGGUCCGAUUACUUUAUCACCGGCGUUCAGACUGGCAAAGGCCUGAGUGUGCUCCUUAUCGAACGAGGCGAGGGUGUCGAGACCAAGCCGAUAAAGACGUCGUACUCGCCAGCGGCUGGCACAGCCUACGUCACGUUCGACAAUGUUAAAGUUCCCGUUGAGAACCUGCUUGGAGAGGAGCACCAGGGAGCUCGAGUCAUCCUCAGCAAUUUCAACCAUGAACGAUGGGCCAUGUCCUGCAGCGCCAUUCGAAACGCCAGAGUCAUCGUCGAAGAAUCACUAAAAUGGGCCAACCAACGAAUCGUGUACGGUAAAAGGUUGAUCGACCAAGCAGUCAUCCGCCAAAAGUACGUCCAAUACCUACCCCAGUUCCUCGUUACCCGGGUACUCGAACUCUUUAACGCAGCAUCCCGACUAACCUUUGCCCUUAGGCUCGCCAAGAUGAUCGCGCUGGUAGAAGCGAACCAGUCGUGGCUCGAGACCAUCACGUACCAGAUGUGCCACAUGCCCUACGCGGAGCAGGCCAAGCACCUCGCCGGGCCGAUCGCCAUGCUCAAGAUGAGCUGCACGCGUGCCUGCCACGAGAUCGCAGACGAGUCCGUACAGAUAUGGGGUGGGCGCGGCCUGACCCAGACGGGCAUGGGCAAGCACAUCGAGAUGUUCCAGCGCACGUAUAAGUUCGACGCCAUCCUGGGGGGCGCGGAGGAGGUCCUUGCCGACCUUGGAGUUAGGCAGGCGAUGAAGAACUUCCCCAAGGCAAGGCUAUGA